Neohortaea acidophila is the source of this 1204-nucleotide messenger RNA. RefSeq lists its product as uncharacterized. Gene Ontology annotation, molecular function: oxidoreductase activity. The record is from RefSeq and is a predicted model, not a curated record. The coding region runs from base 139 to 1110 and encodes 323 amino acids. The transcript is spliced from 2 exons. Lineage: Eukaryota; Fungi; Ascomycota; Dothideomycetes; Mycosphaerellales; Teratosphaeriaceae.
AAAGUCUUUCGGCAUCGCGUGAAUCGAGUGGAAAUAUUAAACUAGCUCCAUCACUCCAUCCAUUCAUCCAUUCUUCUAUCAUUCAAUCAGUCAUCAACCAAUCCAUCCAUCAAUCAACCCAUCAACCCAUCACACACCAUGGCUACUGCUGCCGUCCAAACCCCCACCAGCGCUCUCCCCGUCGAGCCCACCACCCUCUUCUACUACCUCGAGGUCAAGGAUGGAGGCAUCGUCCAAACAUAUCCUGGCACUGCCUUUGAGAAGCGAAGGAAGCACGUCCCGCAUGAGGUGAACAUCAAAGACCUGCGCCCCAUCCAGUCCGAGUUCACGCUGGAGAAGAAUGGCUUCGAGCUCGUCAAAUUCCCGUCCAAGGAGAAGGAGUUCCUCGACGAUGACAAGGUCGAGAAGGACUGGUAUCCCGAAGUCUCCGACUUUAUCAAGCAAAAGACCGGCGCAUCCCACGUGCACGUCGUCUCUCACAUGUGCCGCCGCCACACCUUCGCCCAAGCGCAGAACGAUGCGUCCGAGAAGCCCGACUCGGAGCCGGUGACGAAGAACAACCCGGCCAGAUUCGUCCACGUCGACCAGUCCUACCGCGGCGCCGAGCAAAUCCUCUACCUCAACCUGCCCGAGGAAGAGGCCGACCGGCGCACCAAGACGCGCUGGGGCAUCAUGAACAUCUGGAUGCCCAUCAACAACACCGUCAAGCGUGACCCUCUUGCCUUUUGCGACUACAAGUCCCUUGACGAGAGAGAUCUCCGCACCGUUGUUGCCAACCUCCCGCCCCCGGGUGCCGGACAGUACGGCAAUGUCUCCAAGAAUCUCUCCCACAAGCAACGUGGCGAAUACUCCUCGAACGGCGACUCUGCCGCCAGAUACGAGGUCGCAAAUCUCGCGCACAACCCCAACCAGCAGUGGUACUACGCCAGCGACAUGACUCCCGAGGAGGCAUGGCUCUUCAAGAUCUUCGACAGCAAGAAGGACGGCCGCGCGCGAUGCGCCGUGCACUCCUCCUUCCCUCUCAAGAGCCAAGACGAGAACUCUGGCCCCCCGAGGGAGAGCGUCGAAGUCCGUUGCUUUGUCUUCUGGGAUGAUGAUACCGUCGAAUGAGUAGACUAGCUCUUCGUGUGAUUGAUAUUGCUUGAUUAUCUUAGCCUGUACUCAAUUAAAAAUAGUCAUUCAAUCUACAGUGAGCUUCGGAACA